This is a messenger RNA of Ctenopharyngodon idella (grass carp), 7646 nucleotides long. It is a transcript of the gene fscn2b, whose product is annotated as fascin actin-bundling protein 2b, retinal. Gene Ontology annotation, molecular function: actin filament binding; protein-macromolecule adaptor activity. Gene Ontology annotation, cellular component: cytoplasm; actin cytoskeleton. Gene Ontology annotation, biological process: establishment or maintenance of cell polarity; cell migration; actin filament bundle assembly. Bases 5412 to 6884 code for a protein of 490 amino acids. The transcript is spliced from 6 exons. The record is from RefSeq and is a predicted model, not a curated record. Lineage: Eukaryota; Metazoa; Chordata; Actinopteri; Cypriniformes; Xenocyprididae.
UUACAGAGUGCCAUGCACCAGCCGAGCAAGUACCACUGAGAUGCAUGGGAAAAUUAACAGAUUGGUUUCUCCAGGUAUAUUAUACACUCUUUGACCUGAAGACACAUUUACACUUGGCUGAAAUGUGUCUUGGAUUGAUCAGUGAUCAGAUUGCCGUCUCAAAUGCAUCAUAGAGGGCAUUUACACUGGCAGUCCAAUCUGUAAAAAUGCAACCAUGUGUAAAUGCCCACUAACACUUGUGCACUUUUCUGCUUCUGAUCUGAUCAAGCUGCUUUAUAUGGCCAACAAUUGCAGGCGCACGUCUAUUUGAUGCAUUCUAUCUAAUUUGUAUAUAACCUGUAACUGGCUGAGAAUGAACGGGAUGCAUGAGAUAAACACUGAGAGAGAAUCUGAAUCCAGUAAUUCCUUGCAGCACAAGCUGGAUGAAAUAAAACACCCCGGGCUACACGUAUGGUGUUUCCAGACAGGCAAAAGCGGAAAAGAUAGAGUUAAAUAUCAUAUCUAAUAAUCAUGUUUUUAAAGGAAAUCAUAUUAAGGUUGUUAAGAGGUGCGGCACCAAAUGUCAGAACCGUGUUAGUUUCACGCGCUCUCUGAUAGAUGCGAAGCGACUAGCCGAAGACGCUCGCGCUGACUCCCAACUCGCGCAGGGGUAUUUCCGCAGACUGAGAACAAGAGAGGGAGAGAAUAGUGAAGCCAAUCACGUGGCGGGGGAGGGGCUUCGCGAAGUCUUGUCAGCCAAUGGCAGCGCCGCAACGGUAAAGCGACCCACGUGGGCCAGGAAUCUUGUACUUAUCAACGAACAUGCAUUGAAUCCGCUCUAGCCAAUCAUCUGGGUCCGAAGUGUUAAUCUCAAUACGGAUUGGCUGGCAGUUUCAUACAGUUCUUUAUUCAUCUCCGUUGUUAACUCAUUCCUGCCACACGUUUUUUACUGUGACUGCCUCAUGAAACAUUCCUCAUCCAAGUUCCUUUUUGGGAAGCAUUUUCUUGUCAGCAAAAUAAAUGGCCCGAAGUUUAGGUGCAAAUUGUAUAUAAAACAUCCAUCGUCUUUUUUAUAAUCUGCAUCCAUUAGGCCAUAAACCAUUAGCUUGAUUACAUUAGGAUGAAAUUUACAUUGGUCCUGUUGAUACGGAUGUGUCAAUUAGCCCACACACAAAAUGAAAUGUUCUUAAAUAAACUGUCUGAUUGAAUAGACGGAUGUGAGAUCUAAAAAUACCUCACUAUUGAGGAGGAAGCAUAUGUCUAUUCUAGGUUGUAAUAAUAAGGCAACAGACCAAAUUGUUGAGGGUAAUAUUUAGCGCCGGUCCUCCCUAUCGUUUUGACUAUAAAUUCAACAGAGUCGUGGGAAAAUGACCGUUGAUUCUAAAAACGGCUGAAAACGUAUAGUAGCCUAUACUGACGAUUUUUAAAGGUGGACUCAGUAAGUUUUUGUUUGCCAAAAAUUAAACAUUUAACUUAAUCGCCUCAGUAGUUCCAGUGCUUUUGGAAUCUAUACUGACACCUAUUGGCCUGGAAGCAUUAAGUUUGUUACUAAACGCUGUCGCUUCAUGCUUCGUUGUUUUGUUGUAUCUGUAGUAUGUUGGCUUGUUUUGUUAAUGCUUAUGAUUACGGAAGUGCCUAGAGCACUGGAUGAAAGCAAACACAUUAUUUUUAGUAUUAGUAGUAGUAGUAAUCUGGUCAAUUAAUAGACAAAAUAUGGCGGCGCCCAUGAUGAAGCAGCCCACUAACGUUACAUGCUGAAUAAGACAGCUGUUUUCUAGAUGACUGACAUGACUGAAGUAUUUUCAUGUGGGUGUACAUAAUUUUAAUGGUUUUUCCAAAAAGUUCUUUUUUAUUUCUGUAUAUGUAAAACUUAGUGCACCUUUAAUUGCUGUUAAGACAGCUUUAAAUCGCUUGGCUCAUGUUUUGCACCUUUCUUUGACUGUAAGGUCCCGUUUGCAGAGGGGGGCUAUAAAACAAAGAUUAAAAAUAGUCAAGUGAGUAUAAUCCCAUCAUGCUCACAGUCACAGAGGCACCACGUCUGACAAACCCAGCAUUAAUCUCUUAUUUUCUUAAGAAGGGACUCUGGUGAGCCCUACAAGUCAACGUGCAAAGCAAUAGUGACACCUAGAGGUCAGAUCGAGGACUGCUUUUGAUGGAAGGUGCUCUUUCCCGUUUACCCCUUAUGAAUUAUGCAGCAGACAUUCAAUUUAGCUGCUCCCAUGGUGGACGAGGAGGUCACCCCCAGUCGCAUGGCUACCACAGCUGUACGUUAAAGCUCUGGUGGCAUCUCUUUAGCCAUCAGCACUCUUCUGAUCAGGUCUGGAUUUCUCCAUCUUUGUUCAGAUGACUCGCGCUGAAAGAUACAUAUAAAUUAUGAUACAAUAAAAAUUGAAAUUAGUACUUGAAUAGUAAACUCUAUGCUACUAUAGAUAAAAAUAACAAAUAGGCCUACAAGUUAUGUGAAAAUCCUAGAAAAACAGGGAUGGAUACUAGGACUAUCCCAGCCAUCUUAACUGAAACAUGAUGUUCUGAUGACAGGAUAUAACAAGGUUGCAAAACCAAAGAACCUAGAAUUCAGAGUGUAGGAGAUCAGGGUGGGAAAAAUUGAGCAUGGGGUGUGGAAAGGGUGAGAUGGAGGAGAGAAAAGGAGGAAGAAAAGAUCACAGGUUGAGGAGAAUGCAGGAGGGAUGAUGAAGAGGCUGGGUAGACUGAGAGACAGAGGAAGAAGGAGAGCAAGAAAGAAGGAUGUUACAUAUAUUGGUGGUAUUGAGGAUGGCAGGGUUGCUCCCGACAGAGCAGGGGAAUAACAGCAUUGCAGUUAAUAGGGUAGAAAAAGCUGGGGGGCUGUUAACUCUGAAAUGUUCAUUUUUAAACUCAAGCUUUUUUUUUUUCCUUUCACCCCCUCCCCUCCUUGCUCUCUCUCUCUCCCUGACAAUUGUGCUCCCUCCCCAGGCUGUGUAGUAAUGAUAGCUAUUUGACUGCCAUCAGAGGAGCUGGGUAAUGGUCUCUAAAGAACCAUUUCAGACUCAACCUGGCAGCGCUGGCCUCCCAAAAACAUCUGCUUGCCUAUCAAGAGGUACCACCGCACCAGGCACACUACACACACAAAAAGACCAAGUUCAUAUAUCUGGAGACCUCCUCCUAGCUAUAAUUCAAACAUUAAUUCAAGUAUGUGGAGAAAGAUAUGUCGGUGAUGUAAUGUGAGCUUCUGCGACACUGUAUUUGUAGUCAGUAGAAUUAACCUGGCUCACAGGUCAUGAUAGCUUUUCUCUUUGAAAGAGCAAAGCUCCAAACUGUCAGUCAGGCUGUUGAAGGGAUUACUUGCUAUUGACAAGCUCACAGCCCAUUGAAGAAAGCCGAAGUGAAGAGAGAUUUCAUUAUGGCGAAAAGGUCAAAUAUGCUUCCCACUAUUACUGAUUUUUGAUAAUAUAGAAACACUUGAUUGUGUGUGUUACUUCAGCUUUUAUUCUGAACCUAAUUGGAUGUUAUUUUGACUCCAUCUUUGAGAUUUCUCAAAUCUAUGUGUCAUACAAUGGUUUACAAGUUCUCAACUGACAGCACAUCAGUUGUGCUGCACUGGAUUUUGUAGUUAAAUCCUUAGCUACUGACUGUAACGUCGCAAACAUAGUAUAUGCAAUUUCUUGUACAUUAUUAUUUAUUAUUAUUAUUAUUUUAUUAUCAAAGCUUCUGGCAACAAUAUAAAAGUGUAAAUAUAAAUGUAAGGGUCAUAGUGCAUGUCUAAGGUUAACAUCUUUGCUUAGAGGAUCUUGAACAAAUGUAAACAAAGGAUAGAUUUGCCAAAGCCAAUAACGGUUAAUGAAUGUCUUAUUGUUCCUAUGCUUAGAAAAGUGUGUGUGUGUGUGUGUGUAUGUGUAUGUGUAUAUGUGUGUGUGUGGUUCAGGCUUACUUGUCCCACACGCGGUCAGUCCCCGACAGAUGGAAGGUUCUGUGUCCAAGACGCGCCCAAGGAGAGGAGGAGGGGUUUGGGGCUGCUAUGGAUUAGAUUGGUCUAAUAAAAGAGUUGGAUCAUUGAAAGGCAGAUUAGGGGCCUGUGGUGGAGACUGUUUUUCGAACAAACAUGCUUGGGAUUUGAAAUGGAUCGACAAUAUGUGUAGCAUUACGCAAACAUGAGACAACACAGCCAGUGAAAUGCUAUGCAAACAACUUAUGUGACUGGAAAAGAGCUAGAGAGAUGUUUUCAGUCACAGUAAAUUGGUCUUCAAUGGCUACAUGUCAGGCAUCUUUGAAUAAGCAUCUGUUUGUUACCUCCAACUACACUCACACACCCAUGCACACAUUGCUGUAAUAAAGAUGACCAGCCGAGCUCGGAAUCAGAGAAGUCAUGUAACUGUAUCCUGAGUGUGCACUGGAAAGCCGAUCCCCCUCUCAGGCCACUACCACUGGUGCUGGGGGAGGGCUCUGGUUACCCAGCUUUGUGUCAAAGCGCCAUCAGCAAAGAGUUAGAGACUGGGGAGGAGGACAAAGGCAGGAGCACUAUAGAACGGGUGGAUUACUGGGCCUCCAUAAAGGGUCUCUAGUGUAAGAAUACGUCCAAUAUACCGAGAGGGGAGAAAGGACGUAUAAAAAGAAACAUAAGAGGACAACAGGUGAAAGGGAGGUAGAAAAGGUGUCGAAGUACACCUAAAAAGCUGCACUGUACUUCAGGUGCCGUUUGUUGACAAGCUGGUCUGGCAUCUUAGUGGGCACCUUGCACACUAACAUGCUGCUAUUUCUCGAGGUCUCGGAGGACAAUGAUGUGUCUUUUUAAGGGAUGCACAAGUCCUAAGGAUGUGACUGAAGUAAAAAUACUUAGAAGAGGACAAGGAGACAAACUAAUCAGAUGUCAGACUGAAGGACUGAGACGACUAAGGCAUCUAGAAGAAGUAAAACCGUGUGACUUGGUCUUGAGCAGCAUCUCUUUAAGAGAUCAGUAGUCCCACAAUCUCAAAGGCAGCCAAUGAAGAGGACAAGAGAUGCAGGUGAAUUGAGAAGGAAAGGGAAUGAGAGAGAAAGCGGGUGAAAGAGGCACAGAGGAAAAGGAACCGUUGGGAUCAGGGUGACGUCAGCAGCUCUCUGGAUUGAGGUGUUGAGUCCUCCUGAUUAUAAUCUGAUCUGAUUAGGAAACACAGGAAAAAAAUCUCCAGAGCCUCUGCAAGUUCUCCGGGGAGCAAGACGUUGUUUUUACCAAGCGGAGCGGAGGCCAGGACCAGGGACAAAACUAGAAGAGGAACUAAGGCCUAAUAAAGAAAGUUAAGGCCUGUAUCUGAAGAGAAUAGGCUACAUUAAGGAGUCUAUAGUGAAGUGGACUUCACUUUACCCUUCCCCAAUUGGAAGAAAAUUAAUCAGGACACAUAGGAGAGCUAACUUUGUAAGUCUGCAGGCUGAUCAGCUUCUUCUCUGGACUUUCAACACUCUCUGGGUUGUAAGCCAGGAUGCCCUCCAAUGGCAGUAAAGCCCUGAAGCUACAAUUCGGGCUUAUUAAUCAUGAGAAUCGCUAUCUAACAGCGGAGGCCUUUGGCUUCAAGGUGAACGCUUCAGCUCCAAGUCUCAAGAAGAAGCAGAUCUGGACUCUAGAGCAGGAUGAGCAGGAUGGUCAGGUGGUUUACCUACGCAGUCACCUGGGUCGCUACCUGGCUUCCGACAAAGAUGGCAAGGUGAGCUGUGAGGCUGAGAGCAAAGAGAUCGACUGCCGCUUUCUGAUUGUGGCACAGUCAGAUGGCCGUUGGGCCCUGCAGUCCGAGCCAUAUCUGCGUUUCUUUGGAGGUUCAGAGGACUACCUGUCCUGCUUCGCUCAGACCAUUGGCGAGGCAGAACUAUGGGCCAUGCACCUGGCCCUGCACCCACAGGCAAAUCUGCUCAGUGUGGCCCGCAAACGCUAUGCCCACCUUGCGUCUCCAGAGGGAGAGAUUGCUGUGGACAGUAACAUCCCCUGGGGUGUGGAUGCUCUUCUAACUCUUGUGUACAUGGAUGGCAAAUAUUGUCUAAAGACCAGUGACAGCCGCUUCCUAGGCAACGAUGGGAAACUGUCCUCUGAAAAUGGCCGUGGGACAGGCUACACCUUGGAACUGAAAUCAGGCAAAUUGGCCUUCAAGGACUGUGAGGGGAAAUACUUGACCCCCAUGGGGCCCACUGGAACUCUGCGCUCUGGACGCUGCUCCAAACCUGGCAAAGACGAGCUGUUUGAUCUUGAAGAAAGCCAUCCGCAAGUGGUGUUUCAGGCCGCCAACAACAGAUUUGUCUCCAUCCGACAAGGAGUGAGUGUCUCAGCCAAUCAGGACGAUGAGACAGACAUGGAGACGUUUCAAAUGGAAAUUGAUAAAGACACAAAAAAGUGCAAAUUCAGAACAAAUGAAGGGAAUUACUGGACGCUUGUCGCUCAUGGAGGCAUCCAGUCAACAGCUACUGAAGCCGGUGCCAACACCAUGUUUGACAUAGUGUGGCUCGGUCGACGGGUGGCACUGCGAGCCAGCAAUGGAAAAUACGUGUGCACUAAGAAAAAUGGCCAGCUUUCUGCAGUCAGUGACUCUGUGGGUGAGGAUGAGCAGUUGAUUCUGAAGCUGAUCAAUAGGCCCAUUCUGAUUCUGAGGGGAGAGAAUGGUUAUGUAUGCCACCAUAAGAACUCUAAUACACUUGACGCCAAUCGUUCAGUGUAUGACAUAUUUACACUGCAGUUCAAUGAUGGAGCAUACCAGAUUAAAGGUUCUGGUGGAAAAUUCUGGUAUGUGUCCAACAGUGGUUUGGUGUGCUCUGAUGGAGACACACCUGAAGAUUUCUGCUUUGAGUUCUUAGAGCAUGGACGGAUAGCUAUGAGGGGCAAAAAUGGCAAAUACCUGCGUGGAGACCAAGGAGGCAAUCUGAAAGGAGACGGAGAGAAUGCAGACAGCUCUUCCCUCUGGGAAUACUGACACCAUGUGGACAUUUAAGGAACUGUCACUCACCUGUGUUAAACUCUUGGAUUUACAGAUGUGAGAAAAUAAAUUGCUACAGUUGAGGUUUAAUGUUCCGACAUCUGUUUCCCAUCAAUCAGCAUUUGAUUGUAGUAUUCAGUAUUACGCAUGUAUUCUUUACCAUUUCUGGUUUAUAGUCCUAUACAAAAUGAGCAUGUAGAAAAAGAAAAACAAACAUGACAAGAACCUUUAUCAUAUCAGCUCACUGUUAAGAAAACUGUGUGAGGUAAUAAUCAUGCCUAAGUCUUGCAUAGCAUGCUAUUAUUGUGGCAAAUCACUUCUAUGUUCGUUUGCAAAUUGACACAUGGGAAUACAUAAUUGUUGUUUUUCUUUAUUACUAUUUUUAAACCCUUUAUUUUCUUGUCUUUCGUGCUAUUAUUUAUUACCAUGUCAAUGCCUGUCGGUUCCAGUGAAGCUUAUUUUAUUCUCUGGGGUUACAGACUGCUGUGUUUGUAUUAUAUGGACAUACAAGACAUAGAAAUAUAUUUAGGCUGGGCAAAUGAACUCUUCUUGUUGUUUCUUUAAGCUUACUGUAGCAACUGACAGGGAAGCCAAUCAACCAUGGAUAGAAGAGGAUACACAGUAAUUACUUCAUCUCACCAAAAUGACAUGUACCAGGAUUAAAUUAAUUUUAUUCCCUAUUGUGAUUUAUUUGCGUUUUUGUGCUUAAGACCAUCUGCAAAAGUUUUACAAUUAUUACAAUAAAAUCCUCUCUCUUAA